Molecule: messenger RNA, 1295 nt
Organism: Morus notabilis
Lineage: Eukaryota; Viridiplantae; Streptophyta; Magnoliopsida; Rosales; Moraceae
Product: homeobox-leucine zipper protein HAT22
Exons: 3
Coding region: 160-1107 (315 amino acids)
Biological process (GO): regulation of DNA-templated transcription
Molecular function (GO): DNA-binding transcription factor activity, RNA polymerase II-specific; sequence-specific DNA binding
Source: RefSeq, a predicted model, not a curated record
CCCAAAUGCCCCCACAAAAAGUCUCAUUCAUUCUCUCUUCCCCCCUCUUCUUAAAACCCUUUUGCUCCCUUAACUUUCAACCCACAAUAUUUUCACACCAAAAAAAAAAAAAAACCAAAAAACAAUCUCUCCUCCCCCUUCUUAUUCUGAAUUCCCCAAAUGGGUUUUGAUCACGAUCACGUUUGCAACACAGGCCUCGUUCUAAGGUUAGGUUUCUCACCGACGACCGCGACCGCGACCGCGACAGCGGCUAAGAAGCCGAGUACGACUACUAACAGUAGUAGUACUCCUUUUGAGCCUUCUUUAUUAACUUUGGGCCUCUCCGGCGGUGGAGAUGAGGCUCAUGACAACAACAACAACAACAACAACAGCAGCAGCAACAAUAACAACAACAGAAAGAUUAUUGAUGUGAGCAAAAGUUUCCACGAUCAUCAUCUUCAUCAGGAACCAGUACAAAACAACAAUAAUAGUAACAAUAACAUUAGUGUUCACGACAACAGCUUGUACCGCCAAGCGUCGCCUCACAGCGCGGUCUCGUCCUUCUCCGGCGGAAGGGUCAAGAGAGAGAGAGAUCUCAGCAGUGAAGAGAUUGAGGUUGAGGAGAAAGUUUCCUUAUCUAGAGUUAGUGAUGAAGAUGAAGAUGGUACUAAUGCCAGAAAGAAGCUUAGGCUUACCAAAGACCAAUCUGCCCUCUUGGAGGAAAGCUUCAAACAACACAGCACUCUCAAUCCUAAACAAAAGCAAGCUUUAGCCAGACAGUUGAAUCUUCGGCCAAGACAAGUUGAAGUAUGGUUCCAGAAUAGGCGAGCUAGGACAAAGCUGAAGCAAACAGAAGUGGAUUGCGAGUUCUUGAAGAAGUGCUGCGAGACAUUAACGGAUGAGAACAGAAGGCUACACAAAGAGCUACAAGAGCUCAAGGCUUUGAAACUAGCGCAACCCUUGUACAUGCACAUGCCGGCGGCGACGCUCACCAUGUGUCCGUCGUGCGAAAGGAUCGUCGGCGGCGUCGGCGGCGAUGUCGUUGGCGGUUCGGCCAAGAGCCCGUUUUCCAUGGCUCCUAAGCCACACUUCUAUAAUCCCUUCACCAAUCCUUCUGCUGCUUGUUGAUCAUUAGGGUUGUUAUUAUUAGGACAUAUCGUAGGAAAAGAAAAGAAGACAAAAUAAAAAAGAUUGUUCCUCAUAAUAUUCAUGAGAAGGACCAUGACCCCUAUAUUUUUUUUGGUUAAGGGUUUGUAAUGGAAGAUCAUUAGUGUAAUUAAUUUUAGAAAAAGAAAAAAAAUAGUAGCUACUGAUCA